AUGGCUCAAGCACAAAUCACCAAUGGAGGCCCCAUCAUCCUCUUUCAACCUGAGAACGAGUACAGUCUGGUGCGGAACAACCAACUCUUUCCAGACGGAACUUACAUGCAAUACGUCAUCAACCAAGCUCACGACAACGGUAUCUUAGUACCAAUCAUUAGUAAUGAUGCUCAUCCAAGCGGCCAUAAUGCUCCAGGGACUGGUCUUGGCGAGGUGGACAUUUAUGGUUACGAUGCAUACCCUCUAGGUUUCAAUUGCGCGCGACCAGAGGAUUGGCCCACUGGUAAAUUACCGACCAACUGGGCAGAUCUUCAUCUCCAGCAAAGCCCAAAUACACCAUUUUCUAUCCUCGAGUUCCAAGGUGGCUCCUACGAUGUUUGGGGCGGGAAUGGAUACGAAAAGUGUGCAGAGCUUCUCAACCAGGAGUUCACGAGAGUUUUCAACAAGAACAACAUCGCUUUCGGAAUCAACAUCCUCAAUAUGUACAUGGCCUUUGGUGGCACCAACUGGGGCAACUUGGGUUAUCCGAGGGGCUACACAUCUUAUGAUUACGGUGCAACUAUCGCUGAAGACCGUACAAUCACUCGCAAAAAGUACGGCGAGGCCAAGCUUUUGGGGUACUUCUUCUCUUCUGUUCCGGCCUACAGGGAAGCUGUGCCGCGAAGAGCAACAACGGCACUCACGACCACUGCCGACCUGACCGUGACGCCGCUAUCUGCCAAUGAGACUGGAUUCUGGGUGCUGCGUCAUACCGACUACUCUCAGCGGAAGAAGACAGAGUAUGAAAUCACUCUUCCCACAAGGGCGGGUAACAUGACGAUUCCGCAGCUUGCUGGGAAGUUGACCUUGAAUGGUCGGGAUUCCAAGAUUCUCACCACUGACUUGCAGCUGAGUGGUAACACUCAUCUUCGAUACUCAAGUGCCGAGAUCCUUGCCAUCACGGAAACGGAUGGCCGGCGAGUCCUCGUCUUGUAUGGCCGAGCUGACGAGCGUCACGAGUGCGCCAUUGACAUCCCGCGCAACGCAAAAAUAUAUGAGCAUCGUCAAGGUGUUGAGUCAUCCAUCAAAACCAAGAGGCAAGGUGGCUCUCUUGUCGUCGCUUGGGAUGCCGCAAAAGAGCGUUCAAUUGUUGACCUUGGAAGCACACGGCUGGUUCUGCUUGGGAAUGAUUCGGCCUACGACUACUGGGUCGUUGACUUGCAAACCACUGGCCCGAAACAAAAGAUCAUUAUCAAGGGGCCAUACUUGGUUCGGAGCGUACGCGUGCAGGGUAACAGACUCGACAUCUCGGCAGACUUCAACCAGACGACCACCGUAGAAGUAUUCGCCGUGCCCGCUCAGGUCAAGAAUCUAUUCAUCAACAGCAAGAAGUCCAAGCACUCGGAACCUAUCAAGGGCGUUUGGUCAACGAAUGUCUCGUUCGAGACACCGCGUAUCAGUCUUCCCGACUUUUCCACCAGCAGCUGGAAAUUUAUUGACAGCCUACCAGAGGUGAAACCCGAGUACGACGACGCUGGGUGGCCCAAGGCAGAUUUGCGAGACUCGCACAAUGACUAUCGCGCUCUCUCAACGCCAACUUCUCUGUAUUCCGGGGAUUACGGAUUUCAUGCAGGCCUUCUGAUUUAUCGGGGACAUUUUGUUUCCUCAGGCAAUGAAACAGGAUUGGAAAUCUGGAAUCAGGGAGGGUGGGCUUUUUCCAGCUCCGCAUGGCUGAAUGGUACCUACUUGGGGUCGUCCAAGGUCAACGCUACAAGGCCUGACGCCAACACGACGUACGAAUUUCCCCGGUUGGAUCAAGGCCGCAGAUACACCCUCACUAUUCUUCAAGACAGCCAAGGAUAUGAGCUCAACCCCUGGGUCGGGGACGACGAAAUGAAGCAUCCACGAGGGAUUUUGAACUACACCCUUCAGCAACGGGAACAAGAGUCAAUAAGCUGGAGAAUCAGCGGGAAUCUUGGCGGAGAAGACUACCAGGAUCGUGUCCGUGGGCCAUUGAACGAGGGUGGUAGCUUCGUUGAGAGAAAUGGUUUUCACCAGCCCGGACCACCGACUAAGGAGCGUUCAUGGACUUUCCUCUAUGGCGAUGAUGCAGCUUCUUUCGAACUUCAAUCUGAGGCUUAUGGCAUGCUAGAGCGGGUUAAAGAAGACCUCGAACACUGGCGAGCUAAGGGUCCAGUUGGGAAGCUUCAUAAUAUCGUCAGGUUCAUCCGAGCCUCUCCGCAACGCACCGAAGCAUUCAAAGCACAUGCCAAGGAGCAGGAGGAGGCGGACAUAUACAAGCUUGCAGAAGAAUCAACGGCCGAGCUUGAAGUCAUACAGAACAACGCUACGAGAUGGAAUUCGACCUAUAUGAUGAUCGAACGCGCCUUGAUCAAGCAGUCUGAGCUCAAUAGCUUCAUUCAAGAGCUAGGGCUAGAAGCAGACGCCUCAAGAAGGGUUCCUACAGCUGACAUCCUGACCUCUGAUGACUAG
Fusarium keratoplasticum is the source of this 2472-nucleotide messenger RNA. RefSeq names its product Beta-galactosidase. Gene Ontology annotation, biological process: carbohydrate metabolic process. The transcript has 7 exons. Gene Ontology annotation, molecular function: beta-galactosidase activity. Lineage: Eukaryota; Fungi; Ascomycota; Sordariomycetes; Hypocreales; Nectriaceae. Gene Ontology annotation, cellular component: vacuole. The record is from RefSeq and is a predicted model, not a curated record. The coding region runs from base 1 to 2472 and encodes 823 amino acids.